Molecule: messenger RNA, 1544 nt
Organism: Rhinichthys klamathensis goyatoka
Lineage: Eukaryota; Metazoa; Chordata; Actinopteri; Cypriniformes; Leuciscidae
Product: regulator of microtubule dynamics protein 2
Cellular component (GO): mitotic spindle pole; spindle microtubule; cytoplasm
Molecular function (GO): microtubule binding
Source: RefSeq, a predicted model, not a curated record
GCACUGAACUCCACAGCAGUGAAGGCCACAGACCUGCUCCAUUACAGUAAGUUUUCCAAACUUUAGUCAACUUAUAACAUUGCUUUGACGUAUCUGGGCGGAACCUUAACCAUCGAGCACUGGAGCGAUACGGACUGUUUUUGCAGACGAACCGCUGCGCUCAGGGGGAUUUAAACAGUUUAGGAUGGCUCAAGCAGACAGCAGGGCUCUGGCUUUGGGAGUUCUAGCAGGGGCUGCUGGGAUCAGCUUGGCGAUCGCCUACUUCCGGAAAGUUGGAGCAGGUGGGGACAGAGUCGUACACCUCAGCAGCAAUGCAGAUCACACGGGAGGCCGUCUGGGUCUGCAGACGGGCCAGGCUGAAGUGCUGGAUCGGCUGGGUGCUCUGAUCCAUUGUGUGUCUGAGCUCAAAGAGGAGGUAAAAGCCCUGAAGGAGGCACUUCCACACCUGCAGGACAACGUCAGGGAUCAGCUUAGGGGCCGAAGCAGGGAAGAAAUUGGUGCUCGCAAGGCAAGUCCACUUCAUCGAACUCCCGCCAGGAGAAAAAGAGCAGGUGUCCCAGAUAGAACUGAAGGACAAAGCUCGGAAGAAGCAGAGAGUGAAGGAGGAUAUAUAACCGCACUGACCGACUCUGAGGAAGAGAAAAGUGACGAUGAACGAAAACCACUGCAGGAACCAGUGGAUGAACUCAUGGCUCUGUUGCAGAAAGCAGACCGACUGCACAGCUGUACCGGGGCAGAGAAAGCACAAGGCCUGAAUGCUCUUCUGGAGAGGAAAGAAGAGUUUGAUCAGAAGGGGCAGUACCUUUGGCGGUUGUCCAGAGCCUAUGCAGAUGCACAUGAUUUUGCCAUGGACCUUGCAGAGAAGAAGAGCUACGCUGAAAACGGGAAAAAAGUUGGUGAAGAGGCAAUAUCCGUCAGUCCACUGUGUGCAGAAGGUCAUCAGUGGUAUGCUAUUCUUUGUGGACUCCUGACUGAAUAUGAAUCUAUUCAGAAUAAAAUUAAGAAUGGCUACCUUUUUAAGGAUCAUCUGCAUAAAGCGAUUGAGUUGAAACCUGGAGAUCCUCUGUCAUAUUACCUGCUGGGCCGCUGGUGUUAUGCUGUGUCCCAAUGUACGUGGAUUGAGAGGAAAAUCGCUGCUACUCUGUUUGGAGAGCCACCCAGUGCCACCGUCCAGGACGCCCUGCAGAACUUCCUCAAGGCAGAGGAGAUCAGUCCCAAGUACUCGAAAUUCAACUAUGUGUUUUUAGCCAAGUGUUACAAAGACUUGGGUCAGAGGAGUCAUGCCCGACAGAUGUGUGACGCUGCUUCUGCGAUGAGCAUUGUGAUUAAAGAGGACGAGGAGGCACAGAAGGAAUUGGACUCUCUUGUUGCAUCACUUUAAUACGUCUCCAACAGAAGGGAAAAAAGGCUCUCUGUCUUUGUGUUCCAUCUCUUUAGACUGGACUGUGACUGGACUGUAGCUGUUUACCCACAAACCAACAUAUGAACUAUUAAUGUUGGCCGGGACAUGUUUGCAUUUAUUGUGCAUCCAUUAAAAUGCACAA